Echinops telfairi (small Madagascar hedgehog) is the source of this 1710-nucleotide messenger RNA. It is a transcript of the gene SH2B2, whose product is annotated as SH2B adaptor protein 2. Gene Ontology annotation, molecular function: transmembrane receptor protein tyrosine kinase adaptor activity. Gene Ontology annotation, biological process: intracellular signal transduction; antigen receptor-mediated signaling pathway. The record is from RefSeq and is a predicted model, not a curated record. Gene Ontology annotation, cellular component: plasma membrane. NCBI's taxonomy places the organism in Eukaryota, Metazoa, Chordata, Mammalia, Afrosoricida, Tenrecidae.
AUGACCGGUGCCGGCCCCGCCACCCUGGGCCCCGACUGGCGGCGGUUCUGCGAGCUGCACGCGCGAACAGCCGCGGCGGGCUUCGCGCACAAGUUCUGCCGCUUCGUGCGGGACAACCCGGCCUACGACACGCCGGACGCGGGCGCCUCCUUCUCCCGCCACUUCGCCGCCAACUUCCUGGACGUCUUCGGCGAGGAGGUGCGCCGCGUGCUGGGGGCCGGCCCGGCGCCCCGGGGGCCGUCGGAGGACGCCGACGCCAUGGACCCCGACGCCGCAGGACGCGCGGCGGCCAGGACGCGCGUCCGCAAGGGCUUCUCGCUGCGCAACAUGAGCCUGUGCGUGGUGGACGGCGUGCGCGACAUGUGGCACCGGCGCGCCGAGCCCGAGCCCCCGGCCGAGCCGCGCGACCGGUGGACGCGGCGCCUGCGGCUGUCGCGGACGCUGGCGGCCAAGGUGGAGCUGGUGGACAUCCAGCGCGAGGGCGCGCUGCGCUUCAUGGUGGCCGACGACGCGGCCGCGGGGCCCGGAGGCGCGGCCCAGUGGCAGAAGUGUCGCCUGCUGCUGCGCCGGGCGGUGGCUGGCGAGCGGUUCCGCCUGGAGUUCUUCGUGCCCCCCAAGAAUGGAGGCUGUCGGAGGGGUCUUUGCGACCAGCGAGGGGAGGGGGCCCUUGGCCCGGCCCAUAACAGGGGCUUCUUCCUCACUCGCUCUCCAGAGGGCUCUCCUCCGAGCGGCUGUCAGUGGGGCAGGGACAGCGAGGAUGAUGCCGAGCCCUCAUGCACCCGGGGAGGCUGCCUGGCCAGCCGUGUGGCCUCCUGUAGCUGUGAGCUCCUGGCCGACGCAGACAUCCCCCGGGCCCCAGAGACAGCAGCAACUGCGGGGACAGUGGUGACUGCCCCACACGGCCGGGCUCGGGAUGCCGUCGGGGAGUCCCUGGCCCACGUCCCUCUAGAGACCUUCCUGCAGAGCCUGGAGCCCCCGGGUGGUAGCAGUGGCAGCAGUAGCAGUGGUGGCGGCGGUGGUGACAGCAGUAACACAGGGGAGGAGGGAGCCGAGCCAGAACCCGAGCCGGAGCCACAGCUGGAACUCUCCGAGUACCCCUGGUUCCACGGGACGCUAUCACGGGUCAAGGCAGCCCAGCUGGUGCUGGUGGGGGGGCCCCGAAACCACGGCCUCUUCGUGAUCCGGCAGAGUGAGACACGACCUGGGGAGUACGUGCUGACCUUCAACUUCCAGGGCAAGGCCAAGCACCUGCGCCUGUCCCUGAAUGGCCACGGCCAGUGCCACGUCCAGCACCUGUGGUUCCAGUCGGUGCUAGACAUGCUGCGCCACUUCCACACCCACCCGAUCCCGCUGGAGUCCGGCGGCUCUGCCGACAUCACCCUGCGCAGCUACGUGCGGGCCCAGGGCCCCCCACCUGAGCCAGGGCCCGCGCCCGCCGCCGCGCCCACCUGCUGGAGCGAGCCCGCCGGCCAGCACUACUUCUCCAACCUGGCUCCCACCACCACCGGGCCGCCCGCCUCGCCCCCUGAGCCGCCAGCAGCCCAAGCCCCAGCCGCCGCCACCGGCCCUGCCACGCCCUCCGAGGCCCCACGCAGCCGCAGCGACAGCCCGGAGCGCCUGCGGGAGCCCGCGGGCGCCGAGGAGCUCGCCGAGCCGGAGGGCGCGCGGGGCCGGCCGCGGGCCGUGGAGAACCAGUACUCCUUCUACUAG